Messenger RNA from Saccharomycopsis crataegensis, 1242 nucleotides. RefSeq names its product methionine aminopeptidase (gene MAP2). Gene Ontology annotation, biological process: proteolysis. The record is from RefSeq and is a predicted model, not a curated record. Bases 1 to 1242 code for a protein of 413 amino acids. The transcript has 2 exons. Gene Ontology annotation, molecular function: metalloaminopeptidase activity. NCBI's taxonomy places the organism in Eukaryota, Fungi, Ascomycota, Saccharomycetes, Ascoideales, Saccharomycopsidaceae. Gene Ontology annotation, cellular component: cytoplasm.
AUGAAUUCAAGUACAGUAGAACCUACUUUGGAAGAGAAGGUAGAAAAUCUCAAAGUGGAAAAUACCGAAGAAAACGAGGUAGAAGCUAAUCCCGAAGCCUCAACUGAAGAGAAGAAGAAGAAGAAGAAGAAGAAGAAGAGUGGUAAGAAGAAGAAGACCGUUGUUCCAAUAACGAACUUCUACCCAGAUGAAAAGUAUCCUGAGGGUCAGAUAAUAGAGUAUGUGGAUAAUAACAAUUACAGAACCACUGAUGAAGAAAAAAGAUACUUGAACAGACGAUUAGAAGAAACAAAAUGGAACGAUUUCAGAAAAGGUGCUGAAAUCCACCGUAGAGCAAGAAGAAAUGCCAAAAAUAAGAUCCAGCCAGGUAUGACCAUGAUUGAAGUUGCAAACAUUAUUGAAGAUGCUGUUAGAACAUUCGCCAAUACUCCUGAAACUAAGGUUGCCGGGGUUGGUUUCCCUACCGGUCUUUCAUUAAACGACUGUGCAGCCCAUUACACACCAAAUGCUGGGGAUAAAAUUGUUUUGGGUUACGAUGAUGUCAUGAAGGUUGAUAUUGGGGUUCAUGUCAAUGGUCAUAUUGUUGAUUGUGCAUUCACUCACACUUUUAACCCAAAGUACGAUGGCUUAUUGGAAGCUGUUAAGGCUGCCACAAAUACCGGUAUCAAGGAAGCUGGUAUAGAUGUGAGAAUGUGUGACAUUGGUGAAGCCAUCCAAGAGGUUAUGGAAAGUCAUGAGGUUGAGCUUGAUGGCAAGGUUUAUCCAGUUAAAUGUAUUAAAAACUUGAACGGUCAUAAUAUUGGUGAUUUUCACAUCCAUGAUGGUAAAACUGUUCCUAUUGUCAAAAAUGAUGACGAAACAAAGAUGGAAGAAGGUGAAGUUUUCGCCAUUGAGACUUUUGGUUCCAUAAACGGCUGGGGUUUUGUUCUUCCGGAAGGUGAAUGUUCGCACUACGCUAAGAACUCUGGCGCUGAUGAAUCUGGUGUCAGAUUGAACUCUGCUAAAGAAUUGUUGAAGACAAUUAAUGACAGCUUUGGCACUUUACCAUUCUGUCGCAGAUACCUUGACCGUACUGGACAGGAUAAGUAUUUGUUUGCCUUAAAUAGCUUGGUGAGAGCGGGAGUUGUGCAAGAUUAUCCUCCAUUGAUGGAAAAGAAGGGCUCUUACACUGCGCAGUGGGAACAUACAAUCUUGCUUCGUCCAGAUGUGAAGGAAGUUGUUUCCAGAGGGGAUGACUAUUAA